AUGAUUGGGGGCCUGUUCGUGUACAACCACAAGGGCGAAGUCCUGAUCUCACGGGUGUACCGUGAUGAUAUUGGGCGGAAUGCCGUGGACGCGUUCAGAGUGAACGUGAUCCAUGCGAGGCAGCAAGUGCGCUCGCCCGUGACUAACAUCGCUAGGACUUCCUUCUUUCAUAUUAAGAGAGCCAAUAUCUGGCUGGCAGCUGUGACCAAGCAGAAUGUGAAUGCUGCUAUGGUGUUUGAAUUCCUUCUGAAGAUCAUAGAUGUGAUGCAAUCAUACUUCGGCAAGAUCUCCGAGGAGAACAUCAAGAACAACUUCGUGCUUAUCUAUGAGUUGUUGGACGAAAUCUUGGACUUUGGUUACCCUCAGAACUCAGACACAGGAGUCCUGAAGACAUUCAUUACCCAGCAGGGUAUCAAAUCUGCAUCCAAAGAAGAACAGGCUCAAAUCACUUCACAGGUGACUGGCCAAAUUGGAUGGCGUCGCGAGGGCAUCAAAUACAGACGCAACGAGCUGUUCCUGGAUGUGCUGGAGUAUGUCAACCUCCUCAUGUCUCCUCAAGGUCAAGUACUGUCAGCUCAUGUAGCUGGCAAGGUGGUAAUGAAGUCUUACCUCUCCGGCAUGCCAGAGUGCAAGUUUGGUAUUAAUGACAAGAUCGUCAUGGAAGCCAAGGGCAAAGGCAAUGGUGGCAUCUCCGGCAACACAGACAGUGACCCAGCUCGCUCCGGGAAGCCAGUGGUCGUGAUCGACGACUGCCAGUUCCACCAGUGUGUGAAGCUCAGCAAGUUUGAGACGGAACAUUCCAUCUCUUUCAUACCUCCUGAUGGCGAGUUUGAGCUUAUGAGAUACCGCACAACCAAGGACAUAUCCCUGCCGUUCCGGGUGAUUCCAUUGGUCCGUGAAGUGGGACGCACUAAGAUGGAAGUAAAAGUGGUGCUGAAGAGCAACUUCAAGCCGUCAUUGCUUGGCCAGAAGAUUGAGGUCAAGAUUCCAACUCCGCUGAACACUAGCGGCGUCCAGCUCAUCUGUUUGAAGGGGAAAGCCAAGUAUAAGGCUUCGGAAAAUGCUAUUGUUUGGAAGAUAAAGCGCAUGGCUGGUAUGAAGGAGACGCAGCUGUCUGCUGAGAUUGAGCUACUUGAAACGGACACUAAGAAGAAAUGGACCAGACCACCCAUCUCUAUGGGAUUCGAGGUGCCAUUCGCACCUUCUGGAUUCAAGGUCCGUUACCUGAAAGUGUUCGAGCCCAAGCUGAACUACUCCGACCACGAUGUGAUUAAAUGGGUGCGCUACAUCGGACGCUCAGGACUCUACGAGACAAGAUGCUAA
Molecule: messenger RNA, 1323 nt
Organism: Spodoptera littoralis (African cotton leafworm)
Lineage: Eukaryota; Metazoa; Arthropoda; Insecta; Lepidoptera; Noctuidae
Source: the annotation of a GenBank genome assembly